AUAACAGCUGACUCCAGCACAGAAACACCAGUCGCAUUCCACGAGGAAGCAUGAGGUCUUGCAAUCUGUGCAUUGUACUAAGCUUGACAGCUGCAGUUUACUGCUUGCCGGUAUCACAGGUUACUGUGCAGGAUGAAAGUUUUGCAGAGAGCUACCUGAAGAAUUUCUUCAACCUAACAGAGGAGACCGGCCCAACUAUCAGACGGGGGAUCAGCCCGGUGAGCAAGAAGCUGAGUGAGAUGCAGAGAUUCUUUGGUCUCCAGAUCACCGGGACACUGACAGCUGACACCUUGGAGAUGAUGAAGAAGGCCCGCUGUGGUGUUCCAGACACCAACGUUGCCAGUUUCUCCACAUUUAGAAAUAGCCCCAAAUGGGAGAAAAACAGACUCACCUACAGGAUAGAGAACUACACGCCUGACAUGUCUACAUCAGAGGUCGAUGACUCCAUAGAGAAAGCUCUGCAGGUUUGGGCCAAAGUCACCCCUCUGAGAUUCACGAGAAUCUACAGUGGCACCGCUGACAUCAUGAUCUCCUUUGGACCGCGAUCACAUGGUGAUUAUUACCCCUUUGAUGGCCCUGAUGGCACUCUCGCCCACGCCUUCGCCCCAGCCCCUGGCAUUGGAGGAGAUGCUCAUUUUGACGAGGAUGAGACCUUCACUUUCCGCUCAAAUACCGGCUAUGUCCUCUUCAUGGUGGCUGCCCAUGAGUUUGGCCACUCCCUGGGCUUGUCUCACUCUAAUGAUCCUGGUGCUCUCAUGUACCCUGUGUACACAUACAGAAACCCUGACACUUUCGUUUUGCCCCGGGAUGAUGUCAAUGGCAUCCAGUCUCUCUAUGGUCCAAACCCUGACAAGGAUCCCGUCCAGCCUGGACCUGAGCCUCCCACCACCCCUGAUGCCUGUGAUUCAACCAUGGUCUUGGAUGCGAUCACCACCCUGAGAGGAGAGAUGUUCUUUUUCAAGAACAGCUUCUUCUGGCGUCGCUCCCCUCAGAGAAAUAUACAGCAGAGUCUCAUCACUAACUUCUGGCCCAAUGCCCCCAUCAACAUCGACGCUGCUUAUGAAAGCCAGUCAGACAAAAUCUUUCUCUUUAAAGGUCGUAGAGUUUGGGCCUUCUCUGGCUAUAAUCUUGUACGUGGCUAUCCUAAAGAGCUUAGCAGCUUUGGUCUGCCAAGAAGGCUGAGGAAAAUCGAUGCUGCCCUCUAUGAUGUGGAAUCUGGCAAGACUCUGUUCUUCGUUGGCAGCUCUUACUACAGUUAUGAUGAGGCCAAACAGACCAUGGACCAGGGAUUCCCCAAGCGGUUGAAUCGUACCUUCUACGGCCUAAAAGGCAAAGUGACUGCAGCUUUCCAGUACAAAGGUUAUACUUACAUCAACAGAGGACAGGACAUGUUGGAGUACAACCUGAGGACUGGGAGGUUGCUUCGUGUGCUGAGGAACAGCUACUUCUUGCCAUGCACUAACUCCUAGACCAGUUUACUAGCUAAGUUGUUUAUGUAGCCACUCUGAAUGAGAAUGAAUGUACACUAGCAGUGUUAAAAUAGUAUAUUUUAAAUAUGUGUUCUGAUUCUAAAUAUUAUGCUUUCAAAAUGUCAACUAUAUACAAUUAUAUUUUUUUUAAAUGUUAUUUUCAUAUAGUCUACAUGUCUGUCAUAUAUAUGUAUGUAUGUAUUGAUGCUUGGUAUGAAUUGGAAAAUUGGAUAUUAAGUAAAAGGUUGAAUCCGAUGGGCUACAGUCAGGAACUUCCUGAUGAUACCUCUGAUCAUAAUGAAACAUCUUCAAGAUGCUGCCCUUGCAUGACCAAUUAUUACUGGUCAUUCUAUUAUUAUUAUUAUUACUGCUGUUCUUUACAUCUGCAAUCUAAUGAUAAGAUGUCCAGGAAAGCUUGGAGAUUUGUGUAAUUCAUUCAUUUAUUUUACAAAUAAAUGAAUGAAACUAACUUGAUUUAUAAUUGGACAAAAAAAGCAGGGUUAACAAAGGUCUGCUUAAUAAAUGCAUUAUCAGUCAUUGAAA
Dicentrarchus labrax (European seabass) is the source of this 2012-nucleotide messenger RNA. It is a transcript of the gene mmp13a.1, whose product is annotated as matrix metallopeptidase 13a. Gene Ontology annotation, molecular function: zinc ion binding; metalloendopeptidase activity. Gene Ontology annotation, cellular component: extracellular matrix. The record is from RefSeq and is a predicted model, not a curated record. NCBI's taxonomy places the organism in Eukaryota, Metazoa, Chordata, Actinopteri, Moronidae. The coding region runs from base 51 to 1469 and encodes 472 amino acids. Gene Ontology annotation, biological process: collagen catabolic process; proteolysis; extracellular matrix organization. The transcript has 10 exons.